AUGCUUCAGGAGCUCAUCACCAUCCAGCCAGGAGCCUCGGCGCCGCCAGAAGAAUCUCAAAGGCUCUCAUGCAGCACAAUUUCAGAGCCAAGUCUAGUUCAGAUCCCGCAAUCAAUUCCCGGGGUUCCCACCGGAUUGGAGUACCUGACAUUCCUUGACACUCUAAUUAUUCAUCAGACCACGGUGAGCGUUUGCACCGAUUUCGACAACAAGUACAUUCUGACGAAUCGGCACGGUCAACGCGCCUACACAGCCAUCGAGGAAUCAAGGCGAUGUCAGCGGCUAUGUCUCGGCUCGCGUCGCGGAUUCACCAUGCACAUUCUCGACACGUUCGGCCGAGAAGUUCUGCGAGUCCGACAUGCGUCCGAUUUUUGUUCGGUGCUCUUCACAUCCAUCUACACCAUCGAAUUGCCGAAUGGCCACCUGCUUGGCGUGAUUCGCAAACGAUCUCCGCGCAAAUCCGUCAAAACCGAAAUUCUUGAUGAGAACGGGAGAGUCGCUUAUUUGGUAAGAACACCAACGGGAAUUUGGAUCGGCACCAUCACCAAAAAAUGGCUGGGAUUCGGCAGGGAGACAUUCACAGAUAACUUCACUUUCGAAGUCGCAUGUAAGUUGGGUCUUGAAGCGAAAAAUACCCAAAAAUUGGCGUUUUUCCAGUUCCGAGUGAUCUCGACGUGA
This is a messenger RNA of Caenorhabditis bovis, 678 nucleotides long. The record is from the annotation of a GenBank genome assembly. NCBI's taxonomy places the organism in Eukaryota, Metazoa, Nematoda, Chromadorea, Rhabditida, Rhabditidae.